UAAGAACAGGUUCACAAGCAGCGACGAGAGCGCGGGUGAUAUCCUUCGCGCGGCAACUCCAGUUUGGGCUCUUACCGCUCUGAAGUUGGGCAAUGGCGUCCAUUAAACGCCGUCACCAAGAAGACGAUCAUGAGGCGAAGAAAGCCAAAUUUUCCUGUGUUUCAGAUGCUUCUGAGGUGAAGGGGCAGCAUCAAGUGGUGCUCAACCCAGCCGACUGCGACUUGGAUUUCAAGAUUGAAAGUGAUGGUCUUCGAGGAUCAGCUCUUUAUGAGCAAGGUUUUGCUUACUGCUGGUCCGGUGCUCGGGCCACCGUUGGUAUUACUGGUGGAAAAUAUUGUUUUGGUUGCAAGAUUAUCUCUUUACAGCCAGUUGAAAUGAAUGAUACUGCUCCAGAUCAGCAGCAUCUUUGUCGUCUCGGCAUUUCCAUAGGGGACAGUCCAGUGGGUAAUCUUGGAGAAACUAAACAAAGUUUUGGAUUUGGUGGCACAGGAAAGUUCUCAAAUGCUGGAAAAUUUUCUGACUAUGGUGAAAAGUUUGGGAUUGGUGAUACCAUUGUUUGUGCUGUAAAUCUUGAAAGCAAUCCUCUGGCCUCUAUUGGAUUUUCCAAAAAUGGCAAAUGGUUGGGUACUGCAAUACAAUUUGAUGCCGGUCCAAGAGGCCUUGGAGUAGUGGAUUCUCCAUUGGGGAAGCUUCGAUGGGAAUCAGCACUUUUUCCUCAUGUAUUGUUGAAGAAUGUUGAGGUCCAGUUACAAUUCAGUGUUGAAGAGGGGCUUGUUCCAGAAGAAGGCUUUAAACCGUGGGCCACUGCUUUGGAUGAUAACAAUGCAUUGAUAGGGCCUACUUUUAAUAAUGUAAGAGAUUGUGAAGUCAUGAUGAUGGUGGGUCUACCGGCUUCUGGAAAAAGUACAUGGGCCAAGAAAUGGGCAGAUCAACAUCCUGAGAAACGCUAUAUUUUGCUUGGGACUAAUCUAAUUCUGGAUCAAAUGAAGUUACCAGGUCUAUUGCGAAAACAUAAUUAUGGACAACGCUUUGAUUGUUUGAUGGACCAAGCAACUGGGAUUUUCAACAUACUUCUGUCUAGAGCAGCUACCAUACCUCGCAAUUACAUAAUUGAUCAAACAAAUGUUUACAAAAAUGCCCGGAAACGGAAAUUGAAACCAUUUGUGUACUCCCAGAAAAUUGCUGUUGUGGUAUUCCCAAGGCCUGAGGAGUUGCAGCGUCGAUCGGCUGAAAGAUUUAGAGAAAUGGGGAAAGAAGUACCAGCUGAUGCAGUGAAUGAAAUGUUAGCCAAUUUUAUCCUGCCCACCAGCAAGAACAUGCCUGGUUCGGAAGAAUUUUUUGAUGAGGUUAUAUUUGUAGAACUUGAUCGUGCAGAGUCUCAAAGAUAUUUGGAUGGGAUGAAACGUGCUCUAACAUCUGAAUCACGUGACAACUUAACGUCAUUUUCUAAAGCUAUUACUGCUCCUCCUCAUGUUUUACCUUCAUCUCAAAAUCAAGGUCUACGUGGUGUAUCAGAUGCUAGACAAUAUGGAAAUCCAAGAUUUAUUUCUGAAGUACAUCAAGAAAAUAUGUACUCUCCUUUACCUAGGUUUGUUCCCCUUCACAGACCAUACGAGAGUUUGAUUGGUGAAACCAGGUACCCUGGUCCAAGUAGCCAUCCGCUUCACAGUUAUCCAGGGAGUGAUCCUUACAGCAUUGGUGGACAUUUCCGAGACAGUCGUCAAAUGGGUGAACUCUUCCCAAGGGAAUACGCUGAUGUAGCUUAUUCCUUCCCUACCACUGGUCCACCUUAUGGAACCCCACCUCCAAGACCCGCAUAUCAAUUUCCUUCUAAUAUGCCUUAUGGUAGAGGUUAUGCCUCCCCACGUCCAAGGUACUACUGAUUCCCUGCUAUUUCAUGGGCUCAUGGAUCGUCUUUUCGAUGCAUACAUAAUGUAUUAAUCAGAGUCGAAAUGGUGAACCAUUGUAAUUAUUCUGGCUCCAUACAUGCAUGGACAAGUAAAUACUGUAAAUACGAUGUUUACCUGCAUACUUUUUGUAGUUUCAUUAGCCAAGUAGGGAAGCUAGAAAACCACGAAGAAUUUUUCUUCGUCAUUGUUUAACUCUGUUUUGACAAACAUCUCAAAAUCAGUUGCUUUUCUGCUGCUAUUAUAAACGUUGUUGAUUGUUAUCAAUUCAUGCAAGGCGUUCC
This is a messenger RNA of Cucurbita moschata (crookneck pumpkin), 2191 nucleotides long. RefSeq names its product heterogeneous nuclear ribonucleoprotein U-like protein 1. Lineage: Eukaryota; Viridiplantae; Streptophyta; Magnoliopsida; Cucurbitales; Cucurbitaceae. Gene Ontology annotation, molecular function: protein binding. The record is from RefSeq and is a predicted model, not a curated record. The transcript has 8 exons. The coding region runs from base 93 to 1883 and encodes 596 amino acids.